AUGCAUGAUUUGUUUGAUGUUGACAAUGUAUUUACUGGAUGGGCCUUAUGGCGCACCAUCCAGUCACAUCUUUCGGGCGCAGCAUGCAGUUCUGAUAGCAACUGGUAUCGGUGUGACACCAUUUGCCUCCAUCCUGCAGUCCAUCAUGCAUCGUUAUGGAAGGCUCGCCAUUCUUGUCCAAAAUGCAAAUUUUCUUGGGCCAGUGAGAUCCCGCCAACAGUCAUGAAUUUGAGAAAGGUUGACUUUUUCUGGAUAAAUCGAGACCAGCGUUCUUUCGAAUGGUUCGUAAAUUUAUUAUCACAACUUGAAAUCGAGCAAGCUGAAUUAGGUGGAGCUAUGGAACGUUUCCUUGAAAUGCACAUGUACAUCACCAGUGCUUUACAGAAAACUGAUAUGAAAGCAGUUGGUUUACAGCUAGCUCUUGAUUUACUUCAUGAAAAGGAAAAGCGCGACUUGAUCACUGGUCUUAAAACAAGAACAAUUGCAGGAAGACCAAAUUGGGACAAAGUAUUCAAACAAUUACAAGACCAGAAAAAAGGAAAAAUCACCAUGUUCUACUGCGGUCCACCUCAAUUAGCAAAAACUCUGCGAGUCAAAUGUGACCAGUAUGGUUUCAAUUUCCGCAAAGAAAUAUUUUAA
Molecule: messenger RNA, 639 nt
Organism: Ctenocephalides felis (cat flea)
Lineage: Eukaryota; Metazoa; Arthropoda; Insecta; Siphonaptera; Pulicidae
Product: NADPH oxidase 5-like
Exons: 4
Coding region: 1-639 (212 amino acids)
Biological process (GO): superoxide anion generation; defense response
Cellular component (GO): NADPH oxidase complex; plasma membrane
Molecular function (GO): superoxide-generating NAD(P)H oxidase activity
Source: RefSeq, a predicted model, not a curated record